Messenger RNA from Marasmius oreades (fairy-ring Marasmius), 765 nucleotides. RefSeq lists its product as uncharacterized. Gene Ontology annotation, cellular component: trans-Golgi network membrane; recycling endosome membrane. Gene Ontology annotation, biological process: protein transport. Bases 1 to 765 code for a protein of 254 amino acids. NCBI's taxonomy places the organism in Eukaryota, Fungi, Basidiomycota, Agaricomycetes, Agaricales, Marasmiaceae. The transcript is spliced from 11 exons. The record is from RefSeq and is a predicted model, not a curated record.
AUGUCCAACUACAACGACAACCCGUUUGCUUCCUCACACUCACUAGACGCCAAUCCCUUUGACGACCCUCAGGAUGACCAUAACGCCCGACUCGAACAAAUUCGUCAGCGCGAAGCUGACUUAGAACGUCGCGAGACUGAACUCAACAAAAGAGCGGACCAGAUUAGGGCACACGGAAGAAAGAAUUGGCCUCCAUUUUUCCCAAUUAUUUACCAUGAUAUCAAGGAAGAAAUCCCAGAGGCCUCCCGUUCUCUCAUAACACGUCUCUAUCAGCUAUGGCUGGUUCUCCUUGUAACCCUUAUCAUCAAUAUGAUCGCUUGCAUCUUCAUUCUCGUCGCUGGCUCGGCGGAUGGCGGAAGAGAUGUUGGCUCCUCAAUAGGUUAUUUAUUCGUCAUUUCAGCUACCUCGUUCCUCCUCUGGUAUCGUCCGAUUUACAAUGGCUAUAUGAAGGAGCAAUCCCUGUACUACUACCUGUAUUUCUUCUUCGGUGGCUUCCAUCUCUUAUUCAGUAUCUACAUGAUAAUUGGAAUUCCAAGUACCGGAUCGGCCGGUCUCAUUCAGACAGUUCAGAUGUUUUCGCGACACCAAUGGGCCGCCGCCGUACUCGCUUUGAUCGCAACCAUCGGAUGGCUUGCUCAGGGUUUGGGAAAUGCUUUUUACUACCGGCUGAUCUACGCGCAUCAUACCGCUGCUGGUCAUACGAUGGAAAAGGCUAAAACCGAGUUCGCAGCACAUGGCGCGAGAGCGUACUUCACGCGGGGUUGA